AUGCUUAGACAGAAAGGCUACAUUGGCCGUCAGCUCCGACCAUCGCAGUUAGCGCGGGAACUACUGCCGCAAGAUCAGACGUGGUGCGUUACUUGUCAUUUGGCAGUAUUAAAGAAGAAUUGGAUGCAACACCGGGAAUCCCGCAGUCAUCGUUUGGCCUCCGUGAAACUGCAGAAAAUGAAGCGAUUGUCACUUGAUAUGUGGGCACAACAUCGUGGGGCGCCGCUGCAGGAAGAAAGUGCACAUGAGGCGAGUAUGGAAAUGGAGUUUGAGAGAUUCCGCGCAGAGCAGCGGCAACGUGAAAAAAUGACACACAUUCAACCAAAGAGUAAUUGGUAA
Messenger RNA from Trypanosoma theileri, 339 nucleotides. RefSeq lists its product as uncharacterized. The record is from RefSeq and is a predicted model, not a curated record. The coding region runs from base 1 to 339 and encodes 112 amino acids. Lineage: Eukaryota; Euglenozoa; Kinetoplastea; Trypanosomatida; Trypanosomatidae. The transcript has a single exon.